This is a messenger RNA of Linepithema humile (Argentine ant), 455 nucleotides long. RefSeq names its product mitochondrial ribosomal protein S21 (gene mRpS21). Gene Ontology annotation, cellular component: ribosome. The record is from RefSeq and is a predicted model, not a curated record. Lineage: Eukaryota; Metazoa; Arthropoda; Insecta; Hymenoptera; Formicidae. Gene Ontology annotation, biological process: translation. Gene Ontology annotation, molecular function: structural constituent of ribosome.
AUUACAUUCAUCGCUUUUAGUCAAGAAAAUAUUUGGUUACGUCUCCAGGCUGAGUGCAAGAGAGCAAGAUGGGUCUCGCGCGACAUGCUCAAUUUAUCAGCCGUACAAUCUUUGUACAUAACAACAACAUAGACAAGGCAUGUCGCACAUUAAAUCGUAUAUUGGCCAAUGAAGAUAUUUUUGGCCAAUACAGACGCACCAGGUACUAUGAGAAACCGACGCAGGUCAGACGCAGGGUCAACUUUGAAAAGUGCAAGGCCAUUUACAACGAGGAUAUGAACAGAAAGAUUCAAUUUCUCCUGAGAAAAAACAGAGUGGACCCUUUUCCUGGUGCAUCGUAAGAUUACAGAUCCUAUUUUAAGUUAUACAUUUACAAAGCUAUCUACAAGUUGAUUUACAUAAUUAUUUAUGAAUAUGUCAGUAUCAGAAAUAUAGAAAAUGUUCUAUUACAAUAA